This is a messenger RNA of Coccidioides posadasii C735 delta SOWgp, 972 nucleotides long. RefSeq lists its product as uncharacterized. The record is from RefSeq and is a predicted model, not a curated record. NCBI's taxonomy places the organism in Eukaryota, Fungi, Ascomycota, Eurotiomycetes, Onygenales, Onygenaceae.
AUGGUGCCACACACCGAGCAAGAUACCCAGAAGAAUUCCUGGGAAAACUGCCCAGCCAAAUCUUCUCGUGUCUCCGUUGGCACUCACAGCCUAUUCCUGUCCGUUUCGGGGCCUCCUCGCCAACCAGCGGAGCCUGUCAUACUUACAUUCACUGGAGCCGGGGACUCCACGUCAUCUUAUCCAGCGCUUAAGCGAUUGGUAUCUCCGCAUGCCCGCAUCCUACUCUAUGACCGCAGCGGUCUGGGUAACAGCGAAAGAGGCACCAGUCCCAUCAGCGCAGAAACAGCAGCGAAGGAGCUUUCGAUGGCCUUGGAAGCCGUGAAGCUGGGUCCUCCGUACAUCCUGCUAGCCCACUCGUACGGCGCCAUCGUUGCGCGCGAAUUCUUGCAUCUUCACGAUGAGCAUGUCGUCGGGAUGGUUCUGGCGGAGGCUUCGACCGAGAGGCAGUAUCUAUUCUUCGAGAUUCCAGAUCGUAAUAUCUUGUCGUUGCUGGGCGAUCUCAACUUUGCCACCGUGACAGGCCUGAGAGAUUCGUCCAAACUCUCCCGCGAGGAAUGGCGGGCCCGAGCUGAGGAAUUGUCGCGCUCAGCUGUAGCGGCGCAGGAGGAGGCUGACGGUUACGUGCAAGUCUGCCAGACAUUAGCAGAGAAAAACCAACUUGAGAGGCGCGUCAUGGGCAGUCGGCCAGUGUGUAUUAUUCGCUGCAAUACAGCAAGUGAGUACCAGCGAAUAUAUGAUAGGGGUGUAGAGGCGGGAAAUGGAACCGAAGAGGAGAGAAAAGCAUUCCGAGAUCUCCUCAGCCGAUGGGAUGACUGGGCCAAGGAGCUGGCCGAGGAGCAAACUCGAUUAUCGUCGAAAUGCAGACUGGUUCUUGUUCCUGAUUGUGGCCACAACGUCCACAUCGCUCAACCUGACAUUGUCGCAGAUGCAAUCAGAUGGGUAUUAUCCCAGACUACACCAAGCCGCAUGUAA